Prorocentrum cordatum is the source of this 3525-nucleotide messenger RNA. NCBI's taxonomy places the organism in Eukaryota, Dinophyceae, Prorocentrales, Prorocentraceae. The record is from the annotation of a GenBank genome assembly.
AUGGCGACGAUCGAUCGGGCUCUAGACGCAGACGAGAUGCUGAUUCUCGUCUGCUACGACGACGACGCUGCUGGGCUGCUCUACCACCACCGUGUCUUGUUCACCAGGGUGGCUGCUGGUCGGUGGAUCAGAGGGUCCCCAGACGGAGGUGACUGUGAGGGGGACUUCAAUGGGGUUGAUGUGCGGCCGCUAGCUCCGAGCGAGUCCCUCCAGGUCGACCCGGAUGCGACGAUGUAUGUGUUUCGAGGGCCGCUACGAACCCCUGCUCGGAUCGCCACCAUGCACGAGCAGGCGCGCGAGGUCACUGAGGUGCUGGGAGCUGUUCCUGCACCAGAGGCGGGGGGCCUGGCUGGCCCCGGCUGGCGUGUGGCGGACUCCCCGUCGGUUGAGUUCGAUCAGGUCGUCACUGCCCCGAGGCUCGCCGACUCCACCGAUGAUCGCGAAGAUGGUGUCAGAGUUCAGGGGUUGGCUCUCAUCGACGGCAACGCCCAGCUGGUCGAGGUUGUGAAGGACUCAGACCACGAUGCGAAGCUUGCUCGGAAGAGGGGCCGGCUGCCUGGCGGAGCUUCGGGCGACCUGCGGCUGCUUGGCCAUUUCUUUAACUCCGCGCAGAGGCAGGUGCUGUCGCUGUCGGAAGCGAUGGAGCUGGUGACGCCCGAGGCUAUCCAGGAGUUUCUCGAGUCGGACCCUGGGAUCGGCGGUGACCUUCAGGUGUGGCUCGACGCUCUCAUGCAUAAGUCCGGGGUCAGCGAGAACUCGUUCGUGGCGCGUGAGCUUCGGGACCUUGCCCAGGUCGUGAGGCUCGAGAUCGGCUACGACCAGAUCGGGUCGACCAACCUCGCCUGCAUCGAGGAGGCGGUGCUCGGGUUCCACGCGAUCCAGCGGGUUCAACGUGAUCCCAGCUCCGCCGGCCUGAGCAUCGGCACUUUCGGGUCUUACGACGAGAUCGGCAGGGCCCGCUUGCGCGGCUGCGACACCUGGCCCGGCCGCGAGCAGAAGGAGGAGGCCAAGACGAUGGAGGCCCAGUGGAAGUGGCGUGAGGUGCUGGCCGCCGAGCGCCGCUGUUCUGACGAUCGAGAUGGGCCUCCCGACUUGGAGUCCGAGGCGAAGGCAAAGGCAAAUGACCUGUACUGCGUUGGGGGGGAGAAUCUCGCCCCGUAUCAGCCCGAUCUUCUGAAGGUCGUGAAGGGCAAGACGGCGCCAAAGCCCGCCGUCGAUUUGCUGCCGCCCGAGGAGGCGGCCUUCUUGAUUGAUCCAGAUAGGUACCUCGUUCGCUCGCAACCCGAGAUCGAUGCCUGGAAUGAGGAACACCCGGCUUUCAGGCCUUACUGGGACCCCCACUUGCGUAAUCGGUCGGCGCGGCUCGACCCCUACCGUAAGCUCUAUGACAAGGGGCUCCUGGGGUUCAGAACUCGUAUCAAGGCGAAGGUGGGGAUAUUCUUUGUGUGGAAGUCUUCUCGCCGUGGGAUCAGGCUCAUCGUGGACGCCCGGAUGCCGAGCGGCCACCACCGCUUGCCGCCGAAGACUAGACUAGGGGGGGCUGGCGCCCUCUCGCAGCUCGACGGCUGGCUCGACCAGGAUGAGCUCGCCAGCUUGGCGCAGGGGUGUGGCCCGAUUGCCGAGGUCCCGAACCUCUCCGUCUGCGUCGGUGACGUGGAGGACACCUUCUAUCAGUUCUCGGUUGAGUCGAUGGCCGAGUGGUUCGGCCUAGACGACCCCGUCCGAUGCUCCGAGUUCGGCCUCUCGCAGAUCUUCGACAACGACCUCGAGAGGCUUCGCCCUGCCCGACCCACGGAGGAAGUGUUUCCUGUCUUUCUUGGGAUGCCGCAAGGCUGGUCCUGGGCCCUGCACUUCUGCACCACCCCAGUGAAGCACAUCACCUCCAUGGCUAUCGGGGGAGAGCGCCGGCUGGUGCAAGAGGGGCUCCCCGCUCCUGAUCUUCGAUCUGGUCCCGUCUCGAGUGUCUAUGUGGAUAACCGUGCCACUGUCGGUCUCUCGGGCUCCGAGGUUUCGUCAGAUUACGCCGCGAUCAAGAGGGGGCUUGAGAGCGUGGGGUUCACGUUGCACGAGGAGGGCGGGGACGCCCUGCUGGUCGAGAAUGUGGGCAUCGUGAUAGACAAGGGUAGGUGCAGCAUUCGUCACAAGCCUGAGAGGGCAUGGCGGUUGUAUCUUGGGAUUAAGUAUCUUCUGAAGUUGCGUCGGGUGACUGGAGAGGCGGUUCGUGUUUUGCUGGGUCAUUGCAUCCGCUACCUUGUCCUCCUGAGGCCGGCGAUGUCUGUCUUUGCCCACGCCUAUCGGUUUGUGAACGACAGCCUAGGGCGCACGUGUGAAUUACCUGGCCAGGUGAAGCGUGAGUUCCGCAUGAUGGCGGGGCUCGUUUUCUUGGCCGAGUCACGGCUGUCCGUUCCGCCUUCGGAUCGAUCCUACUGUGGAGACGCGUUAGGGAAGGGAUACGCCGUCAUGGACACCCCCAUGGGCCCCGCGGAGUUCCGAAACCUUACUAGAUGGAAGGAGCGUUGGCGGUUCGUGGAGGUAGAGGGGGAUCGCGGGGACACCGUGAGGACCUCUGGGAACCUGCCGCCCCCGAAUCCUGGCUGGUCUGCUGAUCUUGAGGUGGGCCUCAGGGUGUCCGUGCCGUUCGAUAUCGCCGAGGGUCCGGAGUUCAAUCUCGAGAAGCGGGGGGUCCAGGACGUCGUGAUCAGGGUGAUCAAGCUCUGCAUGGAUCUGAAGGUAUACUUCUCCCUCGAGAACCCCAAGACCUCGUCCCUGUUUAGGCAGCCUGAAAUCCUGAAGGCCUUGGAAUACGCGGACGCGUUCUUUGUCGAGUAUGACUGCCCGGCUGUCGGAUGCCUGGCAAGAGGAGCUGCGUCAAGACGCUGGGACCGGUCUCCAACGGCCGCGGCUCGAGCUCGGGCACCUCCCGCGUCGCUGGACCUCGCCCUGGGCCGGGGCGACAGGCGCCUGGGGCACGGGCCCAACUUGCCGCUGCGCGUGCUCGGCGUCUCGGAGCGGAAGGCCUACACGGACGCUAACAACAAGUUCGUCGCCUUCGCCCGCCGCAGCGGCCUGCCGUUGGACACCGCUGAUCACGUCGACGAGGCGCUGGAGAGGUUCAUGGAGCUGCUGUUCCUGAGCGGGGAGCCGCAGUCAGUAGCCCGCUCCGCCCUGUAUGGCUUUGCGUGGUGCCAUCCUGAGAUGCCUCACAAAGAUCGGACGCUCUACAUCAGGAGCCGUGCUGCGCUCGCUGGAUGGCGAAACCGUGAGCCGGGCUGGAUCGCUGACGACAUGCUCCAGCAUGGUCUGGCGCUUGCCGCCUUUUUAGUCGUCCUGUGCUUUGACUGUUAUCUGCGGCCUGGCGUGGGAUGCACCCUGCGCCGUUCUAGCGUCAUGCCACCGGCUGCUGCAGUUCACGAGGUUUAUGAUCGCUGGUGCCUCUUACUGUCCCCAGCCGAAUCAGGCCAACCCGCGAAGACCGGCGCCUACGAUGACAGCAUCGUGGUCGGCGAGGUCGCUGGACGGGAAUGA